Molecule: messenger RNA, 780 nt
Organism: Mercenaria mercenaria
Lineage: Eukaryota; Metazoa; Mollusca; Bivalvia; Venerida; Veneridae
Exons: 1
Coding region: 1-780 (259 amino acids)
Source: RefSeq, a predicted model, not a curated record
AUGACAGUGUUCGGGGUGCUCUGGCUGUGUUUGGGGUGCUAUAGUAGUGUUUGGGGUGCUCUGGCUAUGUUUGGGGUGCUCUGGCUGUGUUUAGGGUGCUCUGGCAGUGUUUGGGAUGCUCUGGCAGUGCUUGGGGUGCUCUGGCUGUCUAUGGGGUGCUCUGGCUGUGUUUGGGAAUGUUCUGGCUGUGUUUGGGAUGCUCUGGCAGUUUUUGGGGUGCUCUGGCAGUGUUCGGUUUGGGGUGCUCAGAUAGUGUUUGGGGUGCUGUGGCUGUGUUUGUGGUGUAGUGUUUGGGGUGCUCUGGCAAUGUUUAAGGUGCUCUGGCUGUGGUAUAUGUGCUUUGGCAGUGUUAGCGUGUUUAUGGUGCUCUGGCUGUGUUUGGGGUGCUCUGGCUAUGUUUGGAGUGCAGUGUGGAUGGGGUCCUCUGGCUGUGUUUGGGGUGCUCUGGCUGUGUUUGGGAUAUUUUUGCAGUGUUUAGGGUGCUCUGGCUGUGUUUGGAGUGCAGUGUGGAUGGGGUUCUCUGGCUGUGUUUGGGUUGCUCUGGCAGUGUUUGGGGUGCUCUGGUUGUGUUUUGGGUGCUUUGACUGUGUUUGGGGUGCUUUGGUUGUGUUUGGGGUGCUCUGGCUGUGUCUGGGUGUUCUGGUAGUGUUUAAGGGUGCUCUGGCAGUGUGUUGGGUGCUGUGGCAAUGUUUUGGGUGCUCUUGGCAUGUUCUGGCUGUGUUUAGGAUGCUGUGGCAGUAUUUUGGGUGCUUUUGCAGUGUUUUGUUAGAGGUGCUCUGA